Messenger RNA from Diospyros lotus (date-plum), 1226 nucleotides. Its product is annotated as (-)-isopiperitenol/(-)-carveol dehydrogenase, mitochondrial-like. Bases 336 to 1130 code for a protein of 264 amino acids. The record is from RefSeq and is a predicted model, not a curated record. The transcript has a single exon. NCBI's taxonomy places the organism in Eukaryota, Viridiplantae, Streptophyta, Magnoliopsida, Ericales, Ebenaceae.
UAUUUAGAAAUGAUAUGUUGCAGGGUAGGGGUGUAUCUACUUCAAAAGAUAAAUUCCUCAUCUUUUAAGGGCUCCUCCCCUCCAGCUCACACAUGGGGAGAGAAAGUUAGUCACGAAACUCAGCGGCCAAAAUCCUACACGGAACCUCCCACCAACUAUAUAGCACUGACCCAUCUACUUCAAAAAGGUGAAUUCCUGUCCCUCCCCGCCGCCCCACAGAGGUUAGUCACGGAAUCAAGUGCCCAAGGAUCCUACACGAACCUCCCACCGACUGUAUAACACCGACCCAUCUACUUCUUUGUAUUUGUCGUCGUUCUGGACCAGAUCCACAUUAAAUGGCUCUAUCAAUUCCGCCCGUCGGAAAGCUCCAAGGGAAAGUCGCCAUCGUCACUGGCGGAGCCAGCGGCAUCGGCGAGGCCACCGUCCGCCUCUUCGCCAAACACGGCGCUCGUGCGGUCGUCAUCGCCGACAUCAUGGACGACAAGGGCCAGAAGCUCGCCGAAGCCAUCGGCUCAAGCCAAAGCCCCUGCGCCUACCGCCGCUGCGACGUCACCGACGAGGACCAGGUCAAAGCCGCCGUGGUGUGGACGCUCACGACCUACGGCCAGCUUGACGUCAUAUUCUGCAACGCCGGCAUCGUGAGCCCCUCCGGCCAGACUUUGCUGGAGCUCGACUUCCCCGAGUUCGACCGGCUCAUGGCGGUGAACGCUCGCGGCGUGGCGGCGUGCGUGAAGCACGCGGCCCGUGCCAUGGUGGAGCGGCGCGUGAGGGGUAGUAUAGUGUGUACGGCGAGCGUGGUGGCCAGCAAGGGCGGAUGGAAGCACACGGACUACAUCAUGUCGAAGCACGCAGUUCUGGCGCUGGUCCGGGCGGCGAGCCAGCAGCUUGGCGUGCAUGGGAUUCGGGUGAACUGUGUUUCUCCGUUCGUGGUGGCAACGCCGCUGAUGUGUGAUUUCAUGGGGAUGAAGGCGGAGGAGCUGGAGGAGAUGUACGCGCCGUAUACUUCAUUGAGAGGGACGCCAUUGAGGCCCGGAGAUAUCGCCGAUGCGGUGCUCUUUCUGGCUUCGGACGAGUCGCGAUUCGUGUCUGGCCACGACCUCAAGGUGGACGGCGGGUUCGAGACUUGGUGAUCGGUAAAUAUUUAAGAUUGAUGAUAGGUUAGUUUGGUGGAAAUGAAUACUGUUUUUCAAAAUAAAAUUGGCCUCUGGUUCCUCUGCCUUUGUAUC